This is a messenger RNA of Indicator indicator, 1041 nucleotides long. RefSeq names its product general transcription factor 3C polypeptide 5-like. Gene Ontology annotation, cellular component: transcription factor TFIIIC complex. Bases 1 to 1041 code for a protein of 346 amino acids. Gene Ontology annotation, biological process: transcription initiation at RNA polymerase III promoter. The transcript has 4 exons. NCBI's taxonomy places the organism in Eukaryota, Metazoa, Chordata, Aves, Piciformes, Indicatoridae. The record is from RefSeq and is a predicted model, not a curated record.
AUGGAGGAGCAUCUUAGUUUGCACCUUGGUGCUGCUGGUCCCACCCGCUCCAGCAGCCAGGCUGCGCAGGCUGAGAGGUGGUUCCACGACACAGAACAACUCAGCCCCUCCUCUCCUCUCGCCUUGCUGAAGUCCUGCUCGGAACCUCAGGGCCGGGGACCGCAGGGAGUGGGGCAGUCGACUGCCGGGAGGGACCCGAGUGGGGGGGAGGCGACUGCCGGGAGGGACCCGAGUGGAGGGGAGGCGACUGCGGAGAGGGACCCGAGUGGAGGGGAGGCGACUGCGGAGAGGGACCCGAGUGGAGGGGAGGCGACUGCGGAGAGGGACCCGAGUGGCGGGGAGGCGACUGCCGGGAGGGACCCGAGUGGGGUGGAGGCGACUGCCGAGAGGGACCCGAGUGGGCAGGAGAAGACUGCCGAGAGGGACCCGAGUGGGGCAGCGAUGGCGGCGGGGAGGGAAUGGGGUGAGCGGGGCUCGGCCGUGCUGGAGCUGCCCCGCACGCCGCGAUUGGUGUGCGUGGAGUACCCGGGGCUGGUGCGGGACGUCGGGGCCAUGCUGCAGACGCUGGGAGGAGAGCAGGGGGUGUCGCGGAUCUAUGCCGACCCUGCCAAAAGGCUGGAGCUGUAUUUUCGCCCCAAGGACCCUUACUGCCAUCCCGUAUGUGCCAAUCGCUUCCCCACCUCCACCAUGCUGCUCAAGGUGAGGAGGAGGACAAAGAAGAAGAAGCAGUUGGACACUGAAGAACAAAUGCAGCCAGAAGUUGAGUUUGAAAUGGAAAUUCUUGGGACUGUCACCACCGUUUACAAAUUUCAAGGAAUGUCUGAUUUCCAGUACCUGGCGAUGCACUCUGGUCCCCAUGGCAAGCAAACCUCCAUGUAUGACAAAGUCCUGAUGCUCAAACCAGAGAAGGAAGAGUUCUUCAACAGAGAGUUACCUCUCUACAUCCCACCACCCAUUUUCUCACGUCUGGACACUCCUGUUGACUAUUUUUAUCGGCCAGAUAUUCAGCACCGGUCAGUGCCACGUCUCUUUAGCUACUAA